UUUAUAUCCGCACUGAAAAGUGCGCGCUAGCUGAUUGAAUGGAAUUGCAGUUUGUGAGAAAUAUGAUUGUUUUGUGGUUAUGCAUAUUUUUACUGUCACCUGGCCAAAUAAUAUCAAAUAGCCUUGUAGGCUGUGAUCCAUACGAUGUAAUUCUACCCGUUGCUUGUGGUGCCAGUUCUCUCGAUUCUAUACCAUUCACCGGAAUCCCAGAUCACGUCGUUUUCACACAUACGCUUGAGAAAUCCUGCUACGGCUUAAUCGAGUGUUGUGACAUAGUGCGAUCGCUGCAGUCAUAUCACGUUGAUGUUCUUGAUUGGUCGAACAUUGGUUUCAACUUUUUAAUCGGAAAUGAUGGACGAGUGUAUGUAGGUCGAGGAUGGAAUCAAGUAGGCCAGUUCUCGACUCAUUACAAUGAGAAAUCUCUGUCUGUUGCUUUUAUAGGUAAUUACUACGAGAAACCUCCAGAACGUAAAGCUUUAAGUACCGUCAAAUCCCUACUAAAAUGUGCAGUUUUUAAGAAGAGACUGGCUAUGAAUUACACUCUCCAUAUGCAUGAAGAUCUUGAAUGCUCAUCUAACCCAGCUCCAGGUCUAAAACAAGAAAUAACUACAUGGCUUCAUUAUGAAGGAAAAGCUGCAGACUAUUUAAGGUGUUAACUUUCUGAUGAUAUCAUCUAUAUGUUAGUAAAUAUGAAAAAUAGUGAAAAUAUUGCUAUUAAAAUGAAACAGAAACCA
Molecule: messenger RNA, 734 nt
Organism: Stegodyphus dumicola
Lineage: Eukaryota; Metazoa; Arthropoda; Arachnida; Araneae; Eresidae
Product: peptidoglycan recognition protein-like
Biological process (GO): peptidoglycan catabolic process
Molecular function (GO): N-acetylmuramoyl-L-alanine amidase activity; zinc ion binding
Source: RefSeq, a predicted model, not a curated record